AAGCAUGGAUACCUUUAGAAGGUUCUCAAGAACUUGGAAAGCUCAAUGGAGGACACUUCUCAUUGGAUUAUUCAUUCUGUAUGGAGAAAGCAAACAGCAGCCUUGCCAAGAGAGAAAGUGACUCAGUUUGAGAAAGGAGAAUCUGCAUUGUUGCCUUCCAUGUUUCUCCUGGAUGAAUGAGACUCUAGCCGAAGCAUGGAUACCUUUAGAAUGUUCUCAAGAACUUGGAAAGCCCAAUGGAGGACACUUCUCAUUGGAUUAUUCAUUCUGUUCUCCAGCUUGGAUGCCCAAGUGAUCCAAGCACCUGCAAAGCUGAAAGUUCAAGAAGGAGGCUCUUUCACUCUGAAGUGCAACUCCUCCAUCCAGUACCAGCCCUAUUUUUGGUACCAACAGCUGCCUGGAACACCUCCAUCUCUCAUCCUAUAUAUACAUUCUCAAGGAAGCCAGAAUGAUAAAGGUUUUGUGGCGAAGUACUUGGAGAAGGGGGAAGAAAGCCACCUGCAUCGCCGUACAGCUCAGCUUCGGGAUUCAGGAAGCUACUUCUGUGCUGUACAAGACACAGUGGUGAAGGAAGGAGAAACCUCCCAACCGAAACCUCAGUUCUUCUGUGUCUGUAUUCUUUGUGCUUCUCUGGUGCACAUGUUCCUCUGCUUUGUCUCCAACUUGGAUGCCCAAGUGAUCCAAACACCUGCAAAGCUGGAAGUUGAAGAAGGAGGCUCUUUCACCCUGAAGUGCCACUACUCCAUCCAGUACCAGCCCUAUUUUUGGCCAGCGUUUUGGAGUAGACCCGUGUCUGGUGGGAAUCAGAUUGAUGCAAAGAUGUAUCAUAGCAUUGGAAAGUUAGAUGCAGGAUGUGAAAUCUCCUGUGAGUUUGCCCUCUUGUACACUUCUGCCUUCUUAUAUGGCCUGACGGAGGUGCAGCCUUUCCUCCAGAUCCCUGAAUAG
Pantherophis guttatus is the source of this 945-nucleotide messenger RNA. The record is from RefSeq and is a predicted model, not a curated record. Lineage: Eukaryota; Metazoa; Chordata; Lepidosauria; Squamata; Colubridae.